AUGUUCUCCUGUAUUUUUAUCUCUUCAUUAUUUCUGAUUGCCAAAUUUGUCUCUACCUUUAUUCAUGUUAAUAUCAGUAAAUGCUUUUACAAAAUUACUGAAGAUUUUCACCAUGAAGGAGAUGUGGUGAUUGGUGCAUUUUUCCCUCUUCAUACAUACUAUACAAAGAACAAAAUUCCACAUUCAUAUCUACCAUAUUAUUAUAAGGACAAUUACCUCCAGUAUAAUUUUAAAAACUACCAAUAUAUUCUGGCUUUGGUAUUUGCAAUUGAGGAGAUCAAUGGGAACGCCAAUAUUUUACCUAACACAUCUCUUGGAUUUGAUUUCUACAAUGUCAGAUUCACUGAGAAGGAUGCUCUUAUGAAUGCUUGUUUUUGGCUCACAGCUCAAGGACAGAAAAAGAUUCUACCAAAUUACAAUUGUGACCAAAGAAAUCUUAUUGCUGCCGUCACAGGAACAUCAUGGACAACAUCUGCCCAAAUUGGAACAUUACUUCAACUGUUUAAAUUUCCUCAGCUUUCGUUUGGACCUUAUGAUCCCAUCUUGAAUGACAGUGGUCAAUAUUCUUCGCUCUACCAGAUGGCCUCCAAGUACACAUCUCUUUCACUUGGCAUUGUAUCUUUGAUGGUUCAUUUUAGGUGGUCCUGGGUUGGUCUCAUCCUUCCAGAUGAUCACAAAGGGAAUAAAAUUUUAUUAGAGUUCAGAGAAGAUAUGGAGAAAAAAGGAGUAUGCAUGGCUUUUGUGAAAAUGAUCCCUGUGACAUGGAAUUUGCAUUUUAAUAAAUUCUGGGAAAAUAUGGAUGAGGCAAAAAUCAUAAUUAUAUAUGGUGACAUUGAUUCUCUCACAGGUCUAAUGAGAAAUAUUGGUCAAAGAUUGUUAACAGGGAAAGUCUGGGUCAUGAACACUGAACCUCAUAUUACUUACUAUGCUGAUUAUUUUAUGCUUGACUCAUUCCAUGGUAGUUUAAUUUUUACACACAAUUAUAGAGAGAGUUUUGAGCUUACUAAGUUUAUUCAAACAGUUAAUCCUUAUAAAUACCCAGAGGACAUUUACCUUCCUAAGUUGUGGCAUUUGUUCUUCAAGUGCUCAUUUUCUGAUAUUGAUUGUCAACUAAUGGCUAACUGUCACUCCAAUGCUUCUCUGGAUGUGUUACCUAGUCAUAUAUUGGACAUGGCAAUCAGUGAAGAAAGCUAUAAUAUCUACAAUGCUGUGUAUGCUGUGGCUCACAGUCUGCAUCAGAUGAGUCUUCAACAAGUACAAACACAACCACAUGAAAAUGGGGAAGCUGUGGCCUUCUUCCCUUGGCAGCUUAACAUUUUCCUGAAGGACAUUAAUGAGAGAAACAAGAUGAAUUUAGGUGGGAGACAGAAAUUAAAUGCAGAAUAUGACAUUCUUAACCUUUGGAAUUUACCAAAGGGUCUUGGACAAAAGGUGAAAAUAGGAUCCUUUUCAGCAAAUGCUCCAGAGGGCCAACAGUUGUUCUUAUCUGAACAGACGAUACAAUGGGCAGAAGGAUUUUCAGAGAUACCUCAGUCUGUGUGCAGUGAGAGUUGUAGGCCUGGAUUCAGAAAAGUAACCCUGGAGGGCAAAGCCAUCUGCUGCUACAAUUGUACUCCUUGUGCAGAUAAUGAGAUUUCUAACGAGACAGAUUUGGAUCAGUGUGUGAAGUGUCCAGAGAGUCACUAUGCAAAUACAGAGAAGAACCACUGUUUCCAGAAAACUGUGAGCUUUCUGGCUUAUGAAGACCCCUUGGGGAUGACACUGGCCUGUAUAGCUCUGUGCUUAUCUGCACUCACAGUCUUUGUAAUUGGAGUCUUUGUGAAAUACAGAGAUACUCCCAUUGUAAAAGCCAAUAAUCGAGGUCUCAGUUACACCUUGCUCAUCACAAUCACAUUUUGUUUACUCUGUUCUUUGAAAUUAAUUGGUCAACCAAAUGCAGCUUCCUGCAUCCUUCAGCAGACCAUAUUUGGAGUUGCAUUUACUGUGGCUCUAGCUACUGUGAUGGCAACAUCUCCUCCAUUCAUUGACCAAGACUUUCAUGCUGAACAUGGACACAUCUUACUUUUCUGUAAUAAGGGAUCAUCUGUUGCCUUCCACUGUGUUCUGGGAUAUCUCUGCUUUUUGGCACUUGGGAGUUACACCAUGGCUUUCUUAUCUAGAAAUCUGCCUGAUACAUUCAAUGAAUCCAAAUUCCUGUCAUUCUGCAUGCUUGUGUUCUUCUGUGUCUGGGUUACCUUUCUUCCUGUCUACCACAGUGCUAAGGGGAAGGUCAUGGUGGCUAUGGAAGUAUUCUCCAUCUUAGCUUCCAGUGCAGCCCUCCUUGGCUUCAUAUUUGCUCCUAAGUGUUACAUUAUCUUGUUGAGACCAGACAAGAAUUCAUUUCAUCAUAUCAGGAACAAAACACAUUCUAGAAGGAAUAAAUCUCUUAAAAUGUAG
Molecule: messenger RNA, 2436 nt
Organism: Mastomys coucha (southern multimammate mouse)
Lineage: Eukaryota; Metazoa; Chordata; Mammalia; Rodentia; Muridae
Product: vomeronasal type-2 receptor 116-like
Exons: 7
Coding region: 1-2436 (811 amino acids)
Biological process (GO): G protein-coupled receptor signaling pathway
Cellular component (GO): membrane
Molecular function (GO): G protein-coupled receptor activity
Source: RefSeq, a predicted model, not a curated record